AUGCGUUCAUUGAUUAUUUUGAGUUUGGCUGCCUUAGUUUUAGCUGCACCCGAAGGCUAUCACUAUCCCAAAGUACAGGAGGAGACAACAAAUGAAGUGCAAGACAAUGCAAAAACUCAAUGGAAACAGGAGCCAAUUGUAAACAAACGUUUUUACACUUACUCUGCACCCGAAGACGAUGAACCUGAAGUCAUCUAUAGAGAUAUUGUCCUAGGAGCACCACGUAAAAGUUACAAUGUUGUCUUCAUUAAAGCACCAGUGGCUAAACAACAAAAGGCUAAAAUCCGCAUCAUUCCUGCCGCCAAUGAAGACAAAACAUACAUUUAUCUUUUGGCUAAGAAAACCGAUGCUCCAGUACUUGAAAGCCAUGUUGAAGAACCUGUUACUACCACAGCCAAACCUGAAGUAUUCUUCAUUAAAUACAGAACAAAUAAAGAAGCUGAACAUGUGCAACAUCAUAUCCAGGCUAAAUAUGAUAACUUAGGUGGUAAUACUCAAGUCUCCAAUGAAGGAGUCUCCCGAGUAACUUCAGUUAUUGGCAGUUUGGAUGAAUCACCCAAAAAUACAUAUUUGCCUCCAGUUAAGCAUUGA
Messenger RNA from Musca vetustissima, 591 nucleotides. RefSeq lists its product as uncharacterized. Lineage: Eukaryota; Metazoa; Arthropoda; Insecta; Diptera; Muscidae. Bases 1 to 591 code for a protein of 196 amino acids. The record is from RefSeq and is a predicted model, not a curated record. The transcript is spliced from 2 exons.